Messenger RNA from Plutella xylostella (diamondback moth), 3471 nucleotides. NCBI's taxonomy places the organism in Eukaryota, Metazoa, Arthropoda, Insecta, Lepidoptera, Plutellidae. The record is from RefSeq and is a predicted model, not a curated record.
GCGCUCUUAAACUUAGUUUUUGGUCAUAAAGAGUAACCCCCAGUGUUGUAUCGAUUGCGCCUAGCGCGCAGGCGUCACAAAUUCACUACGCUGUUACUCAUUGCUAGUACAAUCCCUCAGGCGCUCAGACGGUACUCUGGAGCGCUGAAUUCACCAAAGAAAAGUCAAUAAACUCUCCCAUUUCCGCGUUCACUCUGCCAAAAUCAUAAUAAAACCCGAGUGUAUCUAAAACUUAACAUUAAACAAAGAUGUUGGUUCGCAACCGAAAAUUGGGCCCGUAAAUUUUCUACAAAUAUAUUUUUCGUCUCACCAAAGAGUAUUGACCGAAAAGGUUUAAGUACCUCACCUCUUCGAUAAAGAAAUAAGUUUUUACCAAAAAGGCGGUAAGGAAAGUCGUUAAAACGGCGCCCGCACGAGUCAACCGUUUAAACCCGAUGUAUUUGGGGGGCCAGGAGUAUACGGAUAUAAAAAUAAGUUCCAAGCUAUUGGAGUCCACUGAAUCUGAAGACCAGUGUCAGAGACCUUCGAAGCCGGCGCCUCCUGAUAUUGAUCAGCGAUGUCGCUGCCCCGAGAGUUUAUGUUUAACGAGGCAUUGUCUAAAAUGGACACGACGGUGUUGGGCACGUCGGCCCCAGUGCAGUCCGCGCCGCUGUCCUGCUCCAUCGACCUGCCGACUGACACUGUCGACUUCGCUGAGGGCCGGUUAUCCCCAGAGCUGGGCGGCUCCAUGCUGUCAGUGCAGUCGGCGCCGCCGGAGCAGUGCGAGAGACCACACAGCCUCAUGCUCGAGCUGCCGUUAGCCACGCAAGUAGGCGCGUACCUAUCAGCGCUGUCGCCGCCGGAGCAAGAGGAGGACUCCCUGCUCACGCUGUCGUCGGUGGCGGCGCGGCCCCUCAUCGCCGCCUCCAGGCGUCUGCGCGACCCGCAGCCUAGUGCUAGUACUACCACCCCGCAGACAGACGGCGGCUACGGCUGGGUGGUUGUCUUCGGCGCCUUCAUGGUGCAGUUCUGGGUGGCGGGGCUGUUCAAGUCGUACGGCGUGCUGUACGUGGAGAUCAUGGAGACCUUCCCCGACUCCUCCGAGUCCGUGGCCAGCUGGAUCCCUGCGGUGUUGUCUACGCUGUGCUUGGCUUUAGCCCCCGUCUCCUCCGCUCUCUGUGAGAAGUACUCGUGCCGCCUGGUGGUGUUCGUCGGAGGCUUGUUCUGCGCCACCGGGCUCGCGCUCUCCUUCUUCAGCACCGGGUUACUGCAUCUGCUGCUCAGCUUCGGGGUUAUGACUGGCAUCGGAGGAGGAUUAUCAACUACUCCAGGGAUCGUUAUCGUGUCGCAAUACUUUGACAAGCACAGAGCGAUGGCAAACGGCAUCUGCGUGAGCGGCACGGCGGCCGGAAGCUUCGUGUUCCCCAUGGCCAUCGAGGCGCUGGUGCGCGCGUACGGCCUGCACGGGACCGUGCUGCUGCUGGGCGGCGGCAUGCUGCACGUGUGUGUAGCAGCCACACUGUACCGCGACCCCCCCGCGCACCCGGACCCCUCCCUCACCCCCGGGACCACGACUACGGAGAACACGAUACUGCUGCCUGAUUUGCAUGAAGUGAAAGCACAAGCCGGCCAGAACAACCGCCUGGAGAAGCUGUUCUUCCCCGAGUCGGAGCUGAUGAUGAACCAGAGGAACCAGCUCGCGGCCGACGAGAAGCGCGCCGGGCUGCUGGCCGAGAUCAUACAGCCUAGCUUUGUGGAGAUGGCGCGUCCGCCGAUGCCGCAAGCCGUGUCGGACUCCGAGGACUCGGAGGGUCUCGAUGUGCUCGGUGUCGCUGGUCUACCGCGCGAGGUGGCGAAGCUCCGUCUGCGGCCGACGCGCUCGUCCUCCAUCCUGCACUCGGUCGAGGACCUCUCCACCGACAGCACCUGCGUCUACAAGGCCAGCCGGAGGAAGAUCAGCAGGUCACUGUACAUCAAGCCGCCCCUACCACGCGCGCUCAUCCAGAGCAAGCUCAUCCACGAGGCCGCCAGGGAGAAGCAGGAGCAGAAGAUACGAGAAGAGGAAGAAGAAGUGGUUGUCAAGAAGACUUGCGUUGAACGGAUUUCGAGAUACCUGGACGUCUCUCUCCUCAAGUCCUGGCGCUUCGGCCUCCUCUGCGCCUCCGUGGCCCUCAUGUCUUGCGGGUCCCCGUACGCGCUGUACUACUUGCCCGCGUAUACUGUGUCCAUGGGGCAUAGCAAGGCUAAUGCUGGUCGGCUGGUAGCUAUCAGCGCGGUGCUGGACCUGUGCGGGCGGCUGGGGCUGGGCUGGCUGUGCGACCUGCAUCUGUUCUGCAGGAGGAAGGCAUACAUCAUCAGUAUCCUGGUGGCGGGUCUGUCGGUGCUGACUCUACCUCUGUUGUCGUCGUGGUGGGCGCUCGCCAUCGCUGCAGGUAGCUACGGUCUCUGCCUCGGCUGCUGGUUCCUGCUGGUGCCGGUGCUGCUGGCGGACUCGUUCGGCACCGCGCGCAUCGCCUCCAGCUACGGGCUCGUGCGCCUGUUCCAGAGCAGCGCCGCCAUCUCCGUGCCGCCCGUCGCUGGCUUAGUCCGCGACGUGACCGGCGGCUACUCGUGGUGUUUCUACGGCAUGGGGUCCUGCAUGGUACUCGGGACCAUACCCGUCAUCGCCUUCCACAUCUGCAGCAAAAAAGAAGAGGAGGAAAACUCCUCCGCUGAUUGAAGUUACAGACGAGAGAAUUGAGGUAUUAAAAUUUAGGAGUUGGUUUCGAUAUUAACGUUGAGUUUCAGAAAGUAACUUUAAGAUUAUGUCGACUUUAAACGUAAUGUCUUACUUUGGCAGUGUGUGGAUAGAAAGAGAUAGACAUUGAUUUAAUGCCGACAUUAGCUUAAAGUUCCUUCCUGAGACUCGGCAUCAGUAUUAUAGAACUGUUUGAGGUUUGGAAGGGUUUUAAACGGAUUUGAAGGUUGACUUUUGAGUUGUAGAGGAAGGGUUAUGUUUAAAUGACAGCUGGCCUCGCGACACGGUUGCGUAAUCUACGACGAUAAACUAGUUAAAUGAGCGUUGCAACUAUCACACAGCCGUAUGUAUGGCUAAUCGCGAUGUUGUGAGUUUUAUCUACGUCGAUAUCGGACCCGUGCAGCGGGGACCGAAUCAAUCCGUUUAAAAUAUGUUUUCUAAUAUAUCUAAUAAUAAUAUGUGUUUAAUCGUCGUGGUGGUUAUUGUAGAAUGUUUCAAAAUGGAUUGGUAGUUUAAGAAUGUGUCAAUGUUUUUUUUUUAUUUCGGUUUUUGUGUAAUGGUUUUAAAAGACAAAACCAAGCUAAAUAAAUGUCAGCUUAGCAAGUGUUAAAAGUAAAAUUGUAAAAGCACUUUUAGGACAGCUUAUAAUGUAAUAUUUCUCAUGUUAUCAGUUUUAUUGAGAAAAAUAAAACAUAUGAAAAAAGAUCGAAGCACUCAUUUAUACGUGAGAUGAAAGCCUAAAAGGUUUCAAGAAA